Molecule: messenger RNA, 921 nt
Organism: Diaporthe amygdali
Lineage: Eukaryota; Fungi; Ascomycota; Sordariomycetes; Diaporthales; Diaporthaceae
Exons: 2
Coding region: 1-921 (306 amino acids)
Source: RefSeq, a predicted model, not a curated record
AUGACGCGGCUUCGAUCUGCCCUUGUCGAUGCUUUGAUCUCAGCAGCCAACUCACUGCCGGAGGAGGGACGACAGGCGGCCGAAGCUCGGGUUGUGGACAGCCUCGACGCAUUCUUCGACGACGCGCAGUGGAAAACGGCGGUUCAGCAGAUGCAGACUCUGAAGAAAGAGAUGCCGGACAUUGGAAAGGAGUGGGCCGUCUUCGAAGGGGAAGAAGCUCGCAACCUUCUCCCUGGACACCAACACCACCGCAUUGAACGUCUCUUCCGUCCCCUUUCUCCAACCACGGCGAAUUACGAAGUGUUCACAUCCCGCGGCAAGAUCCGAGCAAAACACGUCGUCUACGCAACAAACGCCUGGACCCCACACUUCGUGCCAGGGUUGCAGCGCGCCAUCCGCGGCGGUCGUCUGCACAUGAGCGCCGAGCUCGGUGGGAGCGGCCUCCCCAAAGCAGGCGCCUGGCACUCCUACACCGACAAUGGCAGCUUGCCCGGCGGACGCGCCUGGUCGCUGCUCCGAAACGGCCUUGACUACGUCGUCCAGAUGCCGCGCAACGGCGAGUAUAUGUUCGGCGGCGAUAUCAACACAGGCAGCGCAAACACACCGGACAUAUUGAGUGACAGCGGCCCGCCGGACCACAUCACUGCUUCGUACCUUAAUGGUGCGCUGUCCAACUAUUUUGGGUAUACGAACUGGGGCCCGGAGAGGACCGACUUCCCUCAGGGAGCAAUGGACGCCAAUGUUUACCCUGGCCGCACGAAACGCGUCUGGGUCGGGAUCCAGGGCAGCUCGUGGGACUCGAGACCUUUCCUCGGCCGGCUUCCUCAAUCUUUCACGAAGCGGCCUGUCAACAAUGCUGGAUGCAUUGAAGUGACCGGUGUGGAUUCUGCGAGACUGGCAUCUUGGUGUACAGCUCUCUGA